UUUUUUACCCAGUGUGCCUUAUUUCCUCAGACGCCGCUCAGAUGGGAAUCGCGUUGAUGGAAGUGUCAUGGAAGUCUAUGUGGGAUGCAGAUCGAAAUAAACUAGUGAAAAUUAUUCGGAUGCAGUGUUUUAUUUAUUAAAGGCAGUUGGACGCGGUUGCAACAUUUGUAACGUUCCGAUUGUGUCUGUCAAGUUAUCGCAGCAACAAGCUCAAUCUGGGCUAACGGUCAUUCCUUUAUGAUUUAACGGAUAUAUAUGUGUCGUUACUGUGUUACACUGACUUUGGAGGUUGUAUAGUCUAAAAUCUCCACGGUCACAAUGUUAUGUAAACCUUACGAAACGGCGAAAUUAAAACUUGAACGAAAUGUAGCAUAUUUGCUAACGUGUGAGCAUGGGUUAGCGUGAUGUCAUUGAGUCAAUUUAAAUACAUCAAUAAAUUAAGCCGGGUGUGCUUGUUAUAUAUUAAGUUUAUUAUUGAUAAUAAACGCCUAAAAGAUUCGUUGCUAGCUUGAUAAAAUUUAAAUUAGCGAGGAAACAUGCGCGUUAGCAGCGCAUUAUUUUAAUUUAAGACACGUGUUUGGUUGCAACGUCUCUGAUCGGAUUGAGAGAAAUGUGACGAUUUCUGCUGAAUACUAACUGAGUAGUAUGAUCUAUGAUUAAGUAAAUAGUACAUGCGGCAUGGUUUUGCACACUAACAAUCUAGCAAAUGCAAUGCAAAUCCGUUCACAGUGACCGGCCAUAUCUUCCCAAAGUUAAUUCACAAUUGAUUUUGAUGCCACGAUUUGGCCGAAAUGUAUAUGAAAUGCAAACCAUAUUUCAUUACAGUAAUAUAUUAAAACCUAUCAAAACUGCCAUGUGAUGGUUAUAUGUGAGCAUACAAACACAAAAAACGCAAUCUAUAAUUAAAAACGUUAUUUGUAGUAAUUUUUUCCGAUUUGUAUUUGCAAUGACAAUCUUUAAAAUUGCCCAAGUAAGUGCAUUAUAAAUCCCCUUCAAAAGCAGUUAAUACAUGUCCAAUGCAAAGAAAGUGCACUCAUGAGGUUUAGAAUGCAGGUUAAUUACUUUAAAAAAUAGUAGAUUUUCACUAUAGGAGAACCUCAAUUUAUGGCAAUUUAUCAAGAUUUUAGUUGUCUCCGGGUUUUAACACAAAACUUGCAUCAUUGUUGAAUAGUUUGUACAGGUAGAUCAUGCUCUUAGCCCAGGUGAAUCGAGACACCCAGGGCCUGGAGUUCCAGAGUAUUGAUGGGGACCCGCAGCAGGUCACCCUAUGCCUGACAGAGGCAGUAACAGUUGCAGAUGGUGACAACAUAGAGGGAAUGGACUGUUUGCAGGCAGUGACUCUGGUGGAUGGCUCCACAGCAUACAUCCAACAUAGUCCUAAAGAUAACAAGUUAAUGGAAGGACAGGUGAUCCAGUUGGAGGAUGGAUCUGCUGCAUACGUCCAGCACUUACCUAUGUCUAAAGCAGGAGGAGAAGGAUUGAGACUAGAGGAUGGCCAGGCUGUACAACUGGAAGAUGGAACAACUGCUUACAUUCAUGCACCAAAAGAAACAUAUGAUCAGGGUGGUUUACAGGCUGUUCAGCUGGAGGAUGGCACUACUGCAUAUAUCCAACAUAUGCCCCCAUCCAACACCAUUUUGACCUUCCAGGCAGAUAGCACUGUAGCAGACCUGCAGACGGAGGCCACCAUUGAUGCUGAGACCAUCAGUGUACUGGAGCAAUAUUCUACUAACAUGGAGGCCACAGAAUGUGGUACUGGGUUACUCAGCCGGGGGGACUCUGAUGGCAGUGUGCAUAUGCAGAUUGUACUGCAGGGUCAAGAAAGCAGAUCACCCAGAAUUCAGCAUGUUGGGGAAAAGGCCUUCCGUUGUGAACAUGAGGGAUGUGGAAAACUCUAUACUACUGCUCACCAUCUAAAGGUACAUGAAAGGUCACAUACUGGGGAUAAGCCGUACAUUUGUGAUCAUAUUGGUUGUGGUAAAAAGUUUGCAACAGGAUAUGGCCUCAAGAGCCACAUCCGCACACACACUGGAGAAAAACCAUAUCGGUGUCACGAGCUCAACUGCCUCAAGUCUUUCAAAACCUCUGGAGACUUACAAAAACACACUCGAACCCAUACAGGUGAAAAGCCUUUUAAAUGUCCAUUUGAAGGCUGUGGGAGAUCUUUCACCACAUCCAACAUUCGUAAGGUCCACAUUCGUACUCACACAGGUGAGAGGCCAUACUACUGCUCUGAGCCAAACUGUGGAAGGGCUUUUGCAAGUGCCACCAACUACAAAAACCACAUGAGAAUCCACACAGGAGAGAAGCCUUAUGUCUGUACUGUGCCUGGCUGUGACAAGCGCUUUACAGAGUACUCCAGUCUGUACAAGCACCAUGUGGUUCACACGCCCUGCAAACCCUACAACUGUAACCACUGUGGAAAGACGUAUAAGCAGAUCUCUACCUUGGCCAUGCAUAAACGGACUGCACACAAUGACACAGAGCCCAUAGAGGAGGAACAAGAAGCUUAUUUUGAGCCCUCCGCAGAGGCCAUUGAUGACCCCGGGUUAAUGUACACUAAUACAGUAGAGGAUGACUCUGGGUCUGAGCAUGUAUCAGGUGGAUCAGAAGUUAUGGGACAACAGCAUGUGGCUUUUAUAUCUCAGGAUGGCACACAACAGGUUCUAUCUCAAGCAGAUAUGCAGGCUAUGGGAGGCACAAUAACCAUGGUAACACAAGAGGGAACCACCAUAACUAUCCCUGCACAUGAAGCAAUGCUUUCUUCAGGAGGGGCACAUUCUGUUACCAUGGUAUCUGCAGAUGGCACUGAGGGUCAGGUGGCUAUUGUAACGCCAGACUUGUCUGUGUACCAGACAGAGGAGGAGCUUGUACAGGAUCAGGAGCAUCAUGUAGUCUCCACAAGUCCACACCCAGUCACACUGCUGGCCACCUCUAAUGGCACACACAUUGCUGUGCAGCUCAGUGAUCAGCCCUCCCUAGAAGAAGCCAUCAGAAUAGCAUCACGAAUACAGCAAGGAGAGACCCCCGGAAUUGACGAUUAACACAUUUUCUACUCAUCACAUUGAACUUCUCAAGAUUGUGUGUGAGUGAGUGUGUGUGUGUGUGUGUAUUGAAAACCAUGAACCAAAAAUAGAUUUUUUUUCCCCUAAUGCUCAGAUCAUGUGCGCUAUAAAUCAAGAAGACUUAAGAUAUUUUUGUGUGGAUAUAUAUGUACAUAAUUGUUUUAAAACUAUAGUUUUUUUCUGUAUAUGUUUGAUUCUGCUAUUUUUUGCAAUCUGUCAACAAGGAAGGAUCAACAAUUAUAAUAAAAAAAGAAU
Messenger RNA from Xyrauchen texanus (razorback sucker), 3320 nucleotides. RefSeq names its product zinc finger protein 143b (gene znf143b). The coding region runs from base 1188 to 3044 and encodes 618 amino acids. Gene Ontology annotation, biological process: central nervous system development; regulation of transcription by RNA polymerase II. The record is from RefSeq and is a predicted model, not a curated record. NCBI's taxonomy places the organism in Eukaryota, Metazoa, Chordata, Actinopteri, Cypriniformes, Catostomidae. Gene Ontology annotation, molecular function: DNA-binding transcription factor activity, RNA polymerase II-specific; RNA polymerase II cis-regulatory region sequence-specific DNA binding. The transcript is spliced from 15 exons. Gene Ontology annotation, cellular component: PcG protein complex; nucleus; transcription regulator complex.